GCGUCUUUUUAUUCGGCCCUCCAAAAAAGAAAAAGAAAAAAAAAACCCUAUCUUUCUUUCCACCUUCCGUCUCCGCCACCGCCACCACACGGAAUUACAUUCUUCUUCGUAGCUCUCACGCUCUCCCUUCUCUAUUUAUAUAUACCCCAAUGUUCCUCGCCCUCCCUUGAUUUCCCCUCCCAUCUUUCCCCGUUCCUCCAAUUUCGAUUCUUUUAGCGCAGGGAGGGAGUUUUUUUCUCUGUGGCUUUGUUGGGACAGUUCGUCGAGGGGCUGAAAUGGCGCUUGCGUACGAUCCUCUCUUCAUCAGCUCGGAGAAGCCGGCCAUGGAGGUGACCCCGUCGCCUGCUGUGAUACUUACCCAGGACGAGCUCAAGCGUAUCGCCGCUUACAAAGCCGUCGAGUUCGUGGAAUCGGGAAUGGUCAUUGGCCUUGGAACCGGCUCCACCGCCAAACACGCCGUCGAUCGAAUCGGAGAGCUUCUCAGACAAGGCAAACUCGAGAACAUUGUCGGAAUACCCACUUCGAAGAAGACCCAGGAGCAGGCCCUCUCCCUUGGGAUCCCUCUUUCUGAUAUCGACGCCCACCCCGUCAUCGAUCUCUCCAUCGACGGCGCCGACGAGGUCGACCCGGAUCUCAAUCUCGUGAAGGGCAGAGGAGGGUCUCUCCUGCGAGAGAAGAUGAUCGAGGGAGCUUCGAAGAAGUUCGUGGUGAUAGUGGACGAGUCCAAGCUCGUGAAACACAUCGGAGGAAGCAAACUGGCGCUGCCGGUGGAGAUAGUCCCGUUCUGCUGGAAAUUCACGGAGGAGAAGCUCCGGAAACUGUUCGAAUCCUGCGGCUGUGUCGCAAAGCUCCGUCGCGGCGGCGGAGGCGAGACGGGGAAUCCUUUCGUGACGGAUAACGGGAAUUACAUAGUGGAUUUGUACAUGGAGAAGGACAUGGGAGACCUGGGAGGUGCGAGCGAUGCGAUCCUGAGGCUUCCUGGGGUUGUGGAGCAUGGCAUGUUUCUGGAUAUGGCUUCCACGGUGAUAGUUGCGGGUGAGCUCGGGGUGACAGUCAAGAACAAGGAGAAGAAAAGGGGUAAUCGUUAACAGAUUCUGCGCUUAGGGGAACCGAUUUGCUUGAUAUUACUUAGGAGAGAAGUAGGGUUUCUGCUGGUAGGAAAGUCAUGGUACUUGAAGAGAGGAGAUUUUGGAUUUCAUUACAGAACGAAGUUGGAUUUUAUGAAGCAAGACACAUUUGUCAUUGUCUUUUAUAUAAAAGUCAAUUUUACAACAUGGGUUUUGCAUGUGUUUUUUUGGGUGAUUUGGUGUGUUUUAGACAAAAGAGGCCAAAAGUUUUCUACUAUUAGCAUGUUUUAACCAACCGGUGAUUGAAUCUUGGAUGCUUCUGA
Tarenaya hassleriana is the source of this 1390-nucleotide messenger RNA. Its product is annotated as probable ribose-5-phosphate isomerase 2. NCBI's taxonomy places the organism in Eukaryota, Viridiplantae, Streptophyta, Magnoliopsida, Brassicales, Cleomaceae. Gene Ontology annotation, molecular function: ribose-5-phosphate isomerase activity. Bases 276 to 1088 code for a protein of 270 amino acids. The record is from RefSeq and is a predicted model, not a curated record. The transcript is spliced from 2 exons. Gene Ontology annotation, biological process: pentose-phosphate shunt, non-oxidative branch.